Molecule: messenger RNA, 2435 nt
Organism: Histoplasma capsulatum G186AR
Lineage: Eukaryota; Fungi; Ascomycota; Eurotiomycetes; Onygenales; Ajellomycetaceae
Product: siderophore iron transporter mirC
Exons: 5
Coding region: 555-2435 (626 amino acids)
Biological process (GO): siderophore transmembrane transport
Molecular function (GO): siderophore-iron transmembrane transporter activity
Source: RefSeq, a predicted model, not a curated record
GGCUCUUAUCUGCUCAUGGCAUGCAUCUUCCCAAUUUUGAGUCUGACUGAUUAUCACUGUGCUCUGAUUCCACGCUAUUGCACUCACACAUUGACAGAUCUGUCCAGAUCGGCGACAGCUUCUUCUUGAAUAGUUCUAUUCUCUCCCUUUUCUCCUCUUUCUCCUCCUUCUGUUCUGCUUUUGUCGUGAUUUUGCAGCGUCGUUUAUCUCGCGUUUUGCUCGGAACUACGGCACCCCGCCACCGGUCACAUCAAGGUUUAUAUAGACGGACUUUUUGCCUGAAUAUCGACAACAAUCCUGCAGGUCGCAGCUAUUUUUUUAUCCUCGACUCUCGCUCUUCUACGCCCUUCCUCUUUUGUCUUGUGAUACCCACGACGCUUAACAUAUUGAAAUGCGUCCCCCCGAUUGAUGAACCAACCCAGUGAACUUCCUACCUUCACUUCGACGACGAACGAAGUCAUAUUUUACACCUUUUCCUCUUUCACCCUUUGCUGCCAUCUAGCGUUGAGAUUGGGGAACCGUCUAUCCCGCUGACGAAUCCCAUACCCUGCGCCAUGAAUCAGCAGACCUCGAUCAAGUCUUACGGUACAUGUGAAUCCCAACCUACAAUGGCGACAGAGGAUGAGGGCGUGGGGUUGCUAUAUGCAGAGCCCAUGGAGGCACCGCCAGCAGAUCGUGAUGGCGAUGGGACCUGUUACGAUGGCCAUGACCGAAGAGGUGGUGGGAGAUAUACUUCCUCUUCAUCGAGUUCCGUCCAAGAGGGUGUACGCAAGAUUGAGGCCAUUAGCAAGACGUGGACGCACAAGUCAUUGAUAGUUGCAUAUAUUGGAAGGCCAGACGGUUUUGUCUUUGUCAGCAUACGCCACGAGCUCCUUCAGCAAGCAUUCGUUAAUAUCAACAGUUCUGGUCGUCCAGAAUCUGUCGUGAAACCUCCGAUGGCGAAGGUCGCCGAUGUAUUUGGUCGAUUCGAGGCAUUUUGCAUAGCAGUUUCGAUUUACGUCCUUGGAUAUGCCCAGAUGGCAGCGUCAAGUAAUGUACAAACUUAUGCAUCGGCGCAGCUAUUUUACUCCGCUGGCUCGACGGGGUUGCAAAUCCUCCAACAAGUUUUCAUUGCAGAUACCAGCUCUUUACUUAACCGAGCGCUCUUCUCCAGCCUACCCGAUCUACCAUUCCUAGCUACCGUGUGGAUUGGGCCCAUGAUCGCUGCAGCCAUCCUCCGCGAAACCUCAUGGCGUUGGGGAUAUGGGAUGUGGACAAUCAUCCUGCCAGCCGCAUUUCUUCCGUUGGCCUUGUCUCUUUUCCUGAACCAGAAGAAGGCUCGGAGACUAAAUCUCCUCAAGCCCCGACCCUGGAAAGCGCACCGCUUCACCAGUAUAGUUAAAAGGACUUGGUACGACCUUGACGUAUUCGGUUUAUUGCUGCUGUCAGCGGGAGUGGCUUUGAUUUUGGUUCCCCUGACGUUGGCGGCCAAUGCGAAGAAUACGUGGAAAAACAGCAGCAUCAUCGCCAUGAUAGUCAUUGGGGGGAUUUGCCUUGUUGUUUUCCCCUUCUGGGAAACUUCGAAGCGGCUGGCUCCGCACCCUCUCCUUUCAUUACACCUCCUCAAGCAGAGAACAGCUCUUGUUGGCUGUGCCCUUGCUUUUUUUUAUUUCAUGGCAUUUUAUUGCUCGGUACAGCCCUACCUCUACUCCUACCUUCAAGUUGUCCAGGGCCAAUCUGUCACCACAGCCGGUCGAGUAACGCAAACCUUCUCUUUUACAUCAACAAUAUCCGCCGUCUCCGUCUCAUUCGUAAUAAGAGCAACCAGACGAUACCGACGUUUCGUCACCGGGGGUUGCUGCAUCUACAUAGCUGGCCUUGCCCUCAUGUUCUUCUUCAACAAAGAGGGCGCCUCCACUACAUCGACAUUUAUCAUUCAAACCGUCAUCGGACUUGGUGCUGGCCUCCUCAACGUCCCCGUCCAGCUAGGUGUACAAGCCUCUGCGAGCCAUCAAGAUGUCGCUGCGGCAACGGCCAUGUUCCUCACAUCGUUAGAAAUGGGCGGAGCGGUGGGAUCGGCCAUCUCGGGGGCUGUGUGGACUAGCUCUAUCCCGAAGAAACUGUCUUUGUACCUCCCUGCUGAGAGCCAGGGCGAUGCAAAGGAGAUUUUCGGCAAACUUACCAAGGCGCUUUCGUACCCAUUGGGCUCUGCAACGAGAAUCGCUAUCAAUCGUGCAUACGAUGAGACGUUCCGCAAACUUCUGACGAUUGCCGUCUGUUUGACUAUUCCGCUUAUUCCGCUUAGUUUGCUCAUGGUGGAUUAUAAAUUGGAUAAUAUGGAUUCCGUCGUAAAAGGCGAAGCACUCAGACAUGACGAGGAGGGAGAUAGGUUGAUCUCUCGUCCUACAGGCUCUGAAAGACCCGGCUCCAGCUCCUGUCACAGAAGCCACUUGUGA